Molecule: messenger RNA, 4575 nt
Organism: Gymnogyps californianus (California condor)
Lineage: Eukaryota; Metazoa; Chordata; Aves; Accipitriformes; Cathartidae
Gene: NPHP4
Product: nephrocystin 4
Exons: 29
Coding region: 101-4132 (1343 amino acids)
Biological process (GO): protein localization to ciliary transition zone; negative regulation of canonical Wnt signaling pathway
Cellular component (GO): ciliary transition zone; cytoskeleton; ciliary base
Source: RefSeq, a predicted model, not a curated record
GUCCCUGCCCGCCCGCAGCGCCGCGGGCACGCACCGGCGGGGAGCCGAGCCCUCGCCGUAGCCGACGCCGUGAGGGAGAGGCGACCUUCGGGGGAGCAAGAUGAGCGAGUGGGAAAGGGUGUUUCUGCAGAACCUCGCCCUUCCUCCGCACUGCCGGCGGAGACGGACUCGCCGGCCGGGCUCCACGGCUUUCCGCUGCGUCCUGAAGUACCUGGAAGGGGCUGCCCUCGCCCAGGGAGCCGAGUACCACCUGCGCCUCUCCCUUUUCGACGCCACUUACCACCACUUCUUCGGGAGGACGUGGAGGAGCCGCCGGCGAGCUGCCCGCGCCGCCCCGCCGCGCCCGGCCAGGGCGGCUUUCAACGAGACCAUUUACUUCCAUACUUCAUUGAACCACCCCGGCAUCGCCGCCGUCGUGGAAGUGGUGGCGACGGCCGGGAAAGGGGAUGAGGGCUCUCGGCAUCUCUCCUGCGGCUUUGGACUCAUCCCCCUCUUCGGCAGCGGGUCGGAGGCGACGGAGCCGGCCGCCGAGGACAGAGCGCUGAAGCUGUACCACGGGACGCCGCGCGCCUUACUGCACCCGCGCUUCCAGGACCCCGUGGAAAAGAACAAAUACCUGACGGUGAUGGAGAAGAGCCACCUGCAAUACGCCCUGAAGCCCCACCAGCCUCUGGAGACGAUAUUUCACCUCCUUCCUGAAAACCUUCUGAUGUCUGGGCUGCAGACCGUUCCCGGCUUGCUGCCGGCACGCGGGGAUGCGAGUGACUGCUUGCAGAAACCCCGGCUGAUGAAGCCGGUCACCUGCUAUCUGGAGAGGCUCUCCGUCCGGCUGUACCCUUCCUUGGAGGAAUUUGAGGAAGAACUGCUGGACUUACUGAACGGCGAUCGCUUACUUCAGGCUAACGCCAUGCCGGAUGGCGACGGGAUGGCGGUUCGGGAGCGGCGGCUGCACAUCGGCGUCCACAACGGCCUGCGCUUCAUCCAAGCGCCGCAGGUGGCCGUGCUGGUGCCAGAGGCGGAGGUGGCACGAGGCGGCUGCCCGGGGGUGCCCAGCUCCGGAGCCGGGGGUGCAGGUCAAGCCCUGGUCCUGAGGAGCCGCAUCCACCUGAACGAAAUGGUCCCUCACCCGGCGUUCGGGAUCUGCUUCCAGCUGGAGUACGUCUUCUGCAGCUCGGGGAGAGCCGGCGGGAAGGCCCUGCCCGGCGGUGAGGCGGCCAACAUGCGCUCGGUGCGCUGGGCCGUCUGGAGCCCCGUCCUGGGCACCGGCGAGGCGGAGGUGGUCCUGCCCCUGCGCGGCGGCGCCCGCCGCGGCCCCUGCCAAACCUUGGUCUACCAGACCCCGCCGAGCGGCAGGAGCUCCCGCCGGGGGAAGCACGUGGAGUCUGGGACUGUCCAAUUCCAUGUUUCCACUGAUUCGGAAGAACAUCUUGUAACUGCUGCGGAGAUCCUACGUAAAGACAGGGACGAGUCGGAGAAGCCUCCUACGCCAUCGCUGAGUCCGCCGGCCCCGCUGCGGAUGGCGGCCUCCCCACGGGGACCGGGGCUAUCGGUGUCCCAGCUGUCGGCCCCGCCGCGGGGCAGGGACCGGUCCCCGACACCGCGCCGCCGCGGCUCUCGGCAGGAAGGAGGGAUCACUCACCUGGAGGCCGACCUCGGCUCACCGGACCCGGAGCCCUGCGCCGGUGACCAGCUGCGGGCGCUGCCCUUCGCCCCGCUGCAGGUGCCCAUCGCCGCCGUGGGGCUGCAGGCGGGCAGUUCCCGCACGCUGCUCUCCCGUGCCUCCCUGGCUCGCCUGCACGCCGCCGGCUUCCCGGAGAUCCUGGACCGCAACGGGCAGCCGGUGGAAAUCUCGGAGCCGGCGGACCCGGGGAGUUUCAGCCCGCGGCUGGAGGAAGCCGACCCUCUGCAAGGCAACGAAAUAAUCCUGCAGUUCCUGGCUUUUGGCAGGGAUGCCCGGGACGGCGCGGAGGGAACGUGGCCGAGGACCGUCUUCCUCACCUUCCAGUUCUACCGUUUCCCGCCAGUCACCACGCCGCGGCUGCAGCUGGUCAGCACAGACGGGGGGCUGGCGGCUGGGCCGGCUGUGCCGGCGCAGCUCCUUGUCCGGGUGAACAAGGACGGGACCCUCGGCACCGGACCGCCGGGCUUGCAGCUGAAGUACAUGGUGGAUCCCGCUUUCCUGCGGCCCGGGGAGCAGCGCUGGUUUGUGCGGUACCUGGCCGAGCACAGCCUCCAGAUUGACGUCUGGGAUGGCGACUCCCUGCUCCUUGUUGGGUCCGCUGCCGUUAAACUGGAGCCCCUGCUGCGCCAGGGCCGGGCGGCCGUCAGGACCCACCACGAGCUGGAGGUGGCCACGACCGAGUACGAGCCGGACGCGACGGUGAUGGGCCGGGAGGCGCUGCGGCACGGCGCCCUGCGGCCCCUCGGCGUCCGUGUGGCGGUGAGGGGCCGCCUCCACUUCUGCCUGGCCAACGUCGGCCACCCGUCCGAGGAGACGCCGGGGCAGCCGCCAUCCCCACUGCCGUCCCGCUCCCGCAUCGUGCCCACGCCGGACAGCGCCGGCAGCUGGUUCUCCCUGAACGCCGCCGGCGGCAGGCGGGUGUCGCGGGCACGGAGGCUGGUGGAGGUGGACGGCGAGCUGGCGGCCGCGCUGCGCAGCCGCCGGCCGGAGGGCUGGCAGGAGCAGCGCGCCCGGCACGUGCGGGACCUGCAGAUCAUCGACGCCUACCGGGAGCACAUCAAGGGCGAGAGCAUCUCCCAGAUGCUCAGCCAGGCCAUCACCGCCACCCGCACCGUGCACGCCGUGCUGGGGACGGCCGAGUUCUUCGAGUUCGCCCUGAAGAAUCCCUACGGCGUCCAGCACACCGUGACCAUCGAGGUCGACCACCCUGAGCUCAGUGUCAUACUGGACCCGAGGGAGUGGCGCCACUUCAAGGAGCUGACCAAGAGCGUUACGCCGGUGGAGGAGGAGAUGUUCCACCUCCGCGACGACCUCAAGCCUCAGGUCUACCUGCGCCCCAACGAGACCGUCCGCAUCCCCUUCAAAUACCAGACCUUCUCCGCAGACCCCGCGGUCGUCGCGGCGCAGGGGCCGGCAGGGCUGGGCGCCGACGCGGCCGCCCGCUCCCUGGGGAAGAGCGGGGCCGGGCGGACAAAGCACAUCGAGGUCUCCUUCCAGGUGAGCGGGGGGAAGCCCAUCGCGCUCCUGCGGGUGAAGGUGGAGCCGCAGCCCCACGUGGUGGACCAGACCUUCCGCUUCUACCACCCGGAGCUCACCUUCCUGAAGAAGACUAUUCGGCUGCCCCCCUGGCACACCCUCCCCGGCGCGCCGGUGGGGAUGCCGGGGGGGGAGCCCGAGAUGUUUGUUCGCUGCAGCGACCCUGACGUCAUUUGCGAAACCAAAAACAUGGGGCCCGGGGAGCCGCAGGACAUCUUCUUAAAGGUAGCCGGAGGACCAAGCCCGCAGAUCAAAAAGUUCUUCGUUGCUAUUUAUACGGACGCCUGGCUGGCGGCGCCCGUCCAGAUCUGGCAGUUCUACCUGCACUCGCUGCAGCGCCUGGACGUCAGCUGCACGGCCGGGCAGCUCGCCCGCCUCUCCCUGCUGCUGCGGGGCACCCCGGCCCCGCGGAGGGUGCGGGCGUUCACCUCCCACCCCCAGGAGCUGGAGGUGGAUCCAGACGGCGCCUUCCUCCUCCCCGCCAACGGCAUCCAGGACCUGUACGUCGGCGUGAGGCCUCGGCGGGCUGGCAGCAGGUUCAUCUACCUCAACCUGGUGGACGUGGAGUCCCAGCAGCUGGUGUCCUCCUGGCUGCUCUGCCUGUCCUGCAGGCAGCCCCUCAUCUCCAAGGCGUUCGAGAUCUCGCUCCCGGCGGGAGGCGGGAGAGGCUGCAACAAGCGCAUCACCUACACCAACCCCUACCCCUCGCCCAGGCUCUACUUCUUGCGCACCAACCGGCCCGACCUCCUGCAGUUCAAGGAGGACUCCUUCGAGGUCGCCGGCGGGGAGGUGUACACCAUCGGCUUGCGCUUCGCCCCGAGCCAGGCCGCGGGCGAGGAGGAGAUCCUGAUUCACAUCAACGACCACGAGGACAAGAACGAGGAAACCUUCUGCGUGAAGGUCCUCUACCACUGAGGCUGCCCGCCCGCCGCGGCAAAGCGGCCGGUCUCUGCGCCGGCCGCCCCGGCGCCUCCGCAGCGCCAUCUCGGGGACGCCCAUGUCCUUCCGACGGAGGGGGUUGUGAGCCCAGUCCCCUUGGAGUCACCUCACCAAGCCAGGAGGUCUUGCCGUCUCCUGGGGUUCCUGGGCAUUGCCAUGAGCACCAGCAGUGCCACGUGGCUUCAGCUGCACAAAUUGGGGAGAGCGAAUGUGUUUGUUACCGCGACUGCAGGAUGUCUUUAUCUUUCUUAAGCGUUACCAUAUUUUAGGCAAUGAUUUUUAACUUAAAAAGUUUGCAGAUCUGAUUCUGUGGUAUAUUUUUAAAAUAUUUUAUAUUCUACAGUGAGUUUUGUACACACUGAAGCAGUUUUCUGGGAUUUUCGAUGCUUUUUACUCAUCCUUGAUCAAUUAAACUUGCU